Messenger RNA from Salvia miltiorrhiza (redroot sage), 1644 nucleotides. RefSeq names its product G-type lectin S-receptor-like serine/threonine-protein kinase At4g27290. Gene Ontology annotation, biological process: recognition of pollen. The coding region runs from base 70 to 1533 and encodes 487 amino acids. The record is from RefSeq and is a predicted model, not a curated record. Lineage: Eukaryota; Viridiplantae; Streptophyta; Magnoliopsida; Lamiales; Lamiaceae. The transcript is spliced from 2 exons.
AAUAACAUAAGUGUAGUUAUCAUCUAAAAUAAUGGAGAUACAAAAUAUAAUAUCUACAUAAAGUUGUGAAUGAAAUCAAAGUUACUAGAUUUGAACAUGGCGCAGUUGUGCUUGUAUACUUCAAUCCUCUGCUGUCUGCUUCAUUCCAUCCCCUUUCUGAGUUUAACAGUUGGAGCAGUUGACGAGUGCAGUCUUUUACCAUAUCAAACGCUGGUUAUUGGGCAGACUUUGAUCUCUCAAAACCAAGUUUUUGAAAUGGGUUUCUUCUCACCUGGAAAAUCUUCAAAUAGAUUCUUGGGCAUAUGGUACAAGAGCACACCAGAAGCAGUAGUCUGGGUUGCAAACAGAAACCAUCCCAUCACUGCUUCACAACCACCACUUUUCAUGAUUUCCAGAAAUGGAAGUCUUGUGAUUAGCAGUGGCAAAAGCAUUAUAUGGCUGGCGAAUUCAUCAGUGGUGGCAACAAAUCCUGUUUUGCAGCUCCUGGAUUCUGGAAAUUUAGUUCUUUUAAACAACAACACAAGCACGACGGAGGGCUACAUAUGGCAGAGUUUCGAUUAUCCAACUGACACCAUGUUACCAGGAAUGAAGAUGGUGGAUGAUGUUGAUGCUGGUGUUGAGAGGUAUCUUACAUCAUGGAGAAGUCCGGACGAUCCAUCUCCUGGUGAAUAUGUUCACAGGAUCCAAAACCGGGGCUUGGCUGAGGUGGUGACUCUAAGAGGUGCAACCAAAAGAUAUCGAGUGGGACAGUGGAAUGGGAUGCAUUUUUGUGGUGGCGCACCCUUUCCCAAUUCCAUUUUCAAAGUAGAUUUGGUUUUCAAGCAAGAGAGGUUAAUAUCCAUUGGAGAGGUCUACGAGAGCUCACUUCUGGUAAGAACUAUUUUAGACACAUCUGGUACGAUCCUGCGCCAUACCAUGAAUGCCAGAAAAGACAAGUGGAAUCUUGCCAUCACGUUUCCUCAAGAAUUGUGCGAUGAGUAUGGUAGUUGUGGUCCUAACGGCAUCUGCAGAUCCGACAGGCCAGUUAGAUGCCAGUGUUUUAAAGGUUUCGCCCCAAAGUUCCAAAAGGAUUGGGACCUUCAAGAUUGGUCGGGUGGAUGUAAUAGGACUAAACUACUGAAUUGUGAUGGUGGAGACGGAUUUCAAGAGAUUAGAGGAGUGAAGUAUCCUGAUAUGUUGAGAUUUUGGUUAAACACAACAAUGAGCCUUGGUGAGUGCAAAGCUGAGUGCUUUAAAAACUGUAGUUGCACUGCAUAUGCUAAUCCGUUCAUUACAAACGGAGGCAGCGGCUGCUUGAUGUGGUUUGGUGAUCUCAUUGAUACCAAAGGACUUUCUGCAGCAGAUAGUAAGCAGAACAUCUAUAUCCGUGUGCCACUUUCUGAACUAGAUUCUAGCAGAGGUUUAGAGGAGGAGGUGAAUAAAAGGCCUACUAAAUUCAUACUGGUAUCAAUUGCUUCUGGUGUUCUCGUCUCAGCCAUUAUCAAUGGAGCUGUACUUUUUAUGUCAAGACGGAAGGGGCAAGGUAACAAUUGAACUUCUGUAGUUGACUGCAUUGGGAAACAGAGUUUAUUCAUAUUCAAAGUAUAAACUCAAGCUAACGCUGAAGCAUUUAUUCUUUUUUGCUCUCACUUUUUAGCAGUAAAA